Molecule: messenger RNA, 1547 nt
Organism: Grammomys surdaster
Lineage: Eukaryota; Metazoa; Chordata; Mammalia; Rodentia; Muridae
Gene: Mrps5
Product: mitochondrial ribosomal protein S5
Exons: 12
Coding region: 52-1350 (432 amino acids)
Biological process (GO): translation
Cellular component (GO): ribosome
Molecular function (GO): RNA binding; structural constituent of ribosome
Source: RefSeq, a predicted model, not a curated record
GGUGAGGAAGGCGGUCCCAGAGUCAGGCAGUGUCGCUGCUCCGGCUCCAGCAUGGCGGCGGCCUUACGCGCUGCGGGCUGUCUUCCUGCACUGUGUAGCGUGCCGGCAGGUCAUUUCCUGUCUAGGCAGCUCUCUUUAAACACCUUUCCAGUAGCAGCCACUUCCUUUUUGGCAGUGAAGACAGCUCUCAGCCACUACUCUUUGUCACCAAGGGAAACAAGGCACAACUACUGUCUAACCAGCUUGAGCCAUGCGCUGCAGACAGAGUGCUGCGUUUCCUCUCCCAGCAAAUGGCUGGGCCAGCAGUACAGACCCUACAGCUUCUUCACCAAACUCACUGCAGAACAACUCUGGAAAGGUGCAUUAGCAGAGACUGGAGCUGGAGCAAGAAAAGGCAGAGGCAAAAGAACAAAGAGGAGGAAGAAGAAGGACUUGAACAGGGGCCAGAUUAUUGGUGAAGGGCGUUCUGGUUUCCUGUGGCCUGGUUUGAAUGUUCCUGUUAUAAAAAGUGGAGUAGUCCAGAACAUUGGCCAAAGAAGUAAAGAAGAGCAGCAGAAGGUGGAGGCCAACAUGGCCGAGCAGAGAGAAGAGUGGGACCGGAAGAGGAAGAUAAAAAUUAAACGGGAGCGCGGCUGGAGUGGGAACACAUGGGGAGGUGUCAGUAUCGGCCCUCCAGACCCGGGGCCCAAUGGAGAAACAUAUGAAGACUUUGAUACCAGGGUUCUUGAGGUAAGAAACGUUUUCAAUAUGACAGCAAAAGAGGGAAGAAAGAAGACUGUCCGUGUCCUGGUUGCCGUUGGGAAUGGAAACGGGGCUGCAGGUUUUGCUAUUGGGAAAGCCGCUAACCGGACAGAUGCUUUCAGAAAGGCAAAGAACCGAGCAAUUCAUUACUUGUACUACAUAGAACGAUACGAAGGACACACGAUAUUCCAUGAUAUUUCACUAAGAUUCAAAAGGACACAGAUCAGGAUGAAGAAACAACCCAGAGGUUACGGCCUCCGCUGCCACAGGGCCAUUAUCACCAUCUGCCGCCUCAUUGGCAUCAAGGACAUGUAUGCAAGAGUCACUGGGUCCAUGAACAUGCUCAACCUCACCCGGGGCCUCUUCCAUGGGCUUGCCCGCCAGGAAACCCAUCAACAUUUGGCCGAUAAGAAGGGUCUUCAUGUGGUGGAAUUCCGGGAGGAAUGUGGGCCUCUGCCUAUUGUGGUCGCCUCCCCACUUGGAGCCUUGAGUAAGGAGCCAGAGCCUGAACCUGAGGUUCCUGAUACCAAACUGGACUGGCAAGAAGUGAAGGCCAUGCAGGGAAUGAAGCGCUCUGUGUGGUUUGACUUAAAGAGGCCUGCCACCUGAACGUCCCGCCCUGCCCCAGCUUCAACAUUUAGAAAGCCAGGAAUUACAUUGUUGAAUGAUAAAAAUAUGCUCCAGGUGCUUGCUGCUGACAGCACCUGGAACUCUACCCCUCACCUGGAUGUGUUGUCUUUUUUAUUUUAAAAAAGUCCAACCUUCUUUCUUUUCAAAUAAUAAUUAUAGAUUUGUUUUACUGAGCA